GUGCGCACGCGCACUCACGGUUUUCACGGUGCGUUGUGUCAGGAAGUCUGUGGAGUUUCACAAUUGGAAAAUAGAAAUACAAACUUUUCAUUAGAAGCAGAAUGUGGUCUAUAGUGAGAGAUCUAACGAGCGUUUUCAGUGUUUAACCUGAUCCCUAACCCAUCGUUCCAGUAUUAAGAUUUUCAAGUCAGAUUCCCAGCCUGCAAAAGGCCAGCUGAAGUGGUGGGCCUGGCGGACUACAGAGGGGCAGGAGGGAAAAGUGCAAUGAGGAUUUGUUGGCUUGUGAGUAAAGACAGAAGACAUCAACCAAUACGCCUUGCACACUCAACAUGUGUGCUUAUUGGACGGAGUCCAGAGACCAAAAUUACAGAUAAAAAAUGUUCACGGCAUCAAGUACAGCUCAAAGCAGACUACAAUAAAGGACAUGUUCUUGUAAAACAGUUAGGGAUAAAUCCAAGCACCAUCAAUUCAGAAGAUGUGGGAAAAGACAGGGAAGUAAAGUUGAAGCCGGGACAAAUUCUUCACAUCGUCAAUCAGCUGUAUCCAUACACCAUAGAGUUUGGAGAAAACAUUUCAGAUAAAAAGAAACUGUCAUCAAAGAGACCGCAUGAAGAAAUUUCUCCUAACAGUGACUCUAGCACAUUGAACAAAUAUCUGAAGACUGAUCACUUGAGUCCAAGGGAGCACAGCCCAUGUAAUCAUAAACCCGAAAGGAAGAAAGAGAAGACAAAGGAAGGACAAACAAGGACUGUCGUGAACAGCCCAGAAGUAACAGAAAAAAAGGAUUUUCAGGGAAUGUGGAAGCAAGGACUAAAAUAUUCCAUGCAGGAUCCAACGUGCCAGGUAUAUAAAGAUGACACUGUUGUAGCAAUGAAGGAUAAAUUUCCGAAGGCUCGUUUUCAUUGGCUGGUUUUACCGUGGGAACCUAUCCCCAGUCCAAAGGCUGUAAGAAGGGAUCACUUAAAUUUGCUGCAACACAUGAAUGAUGUUGGAGAAAAGCUGGUGCAAGAGAGUCUGGAUUCCAAAGCAUUAAAAUUUCGAUUGGGUUACCAUGCUAUUCCCAGCAUGAGUCACUUGCAUCUCCAUGUUAUCAGUCAGGAUUUUGAUUCCCCCAGUUUGAAAACGAAAAAGCAUUGGAAUUCAUUUAAUACAGAUUAUUUCAUGGAAUCCCAAGAUGUGAUGAAGAUGGUGGAACAGAAUGGAAAGAUAACUGUCAAGGAAGGAAUAUCUGAGUUCUUACAAAUGCCACUAAUGUGCCAUGUCUGCCAACAGCAAUUGUCCACCAUUCCACAAUUGAAAGAGCAUUUGAAAAACCAUUUCCCCUAAUGUUUAGCAAUUUAAUUGUGUCCAUUCACUGUUCCAAUAUCAUUCACUUGCCUAUUAUUAAGAAGCAUUCUGGUGAACUUCUCCAACAAUGUGUGUGCCAGGGAAACACUUCAGCGUCGCAUAUUUGGCUGUUGGCUAUGCUUGAGUUGGUAGCAAACCUGCCUCUGGGUCAGGAGGUCGUGGGUAUAUAUCCCACAGUCCAAAGACUUGAGCUCAAACAUUAAAGUUAACCCUCAAAUCAAUUACUGCUAUACUAAAAAGUACAGUUUUUGGGAUAAGACAUUAAACUGUGGCCUUGUCUGGGUGCUACAAUGUAUGUAAGAUGUUCCAUAUUAUUAUUUAAACAGAUUAUGUGAUCAAUAAUAGAAAUGUUUUGUGGGAAGUGUUAUAAACAUAUUAGUUGUAGCUGGAAAGCAUUUUGAGGCGCCUAAAAAUUGUUAAAGACACUACACCAAUGUAAGUAUUUUACAAAGCGUUUAAUGGCCAAUUAUAUUAUCUUGCUGGAAGGUCUCAGCAGGUCAGGCAGCAUCUGUGAAGUGAAAAAUUCAGAUGACUUUUUGGGCACGGACCCUUCUUUAGGAUUUAAUUUCCCUCCACAGAUUCAGAUGGGAAAUUGUUUUCCAGUGGGGGCUUUUUCAACUGUUAACUUGCAAUAUUACAUUCUGGAUUUACAGCUAACAUAAUGGUCUGGGUAUUGAAGUCAACCAUGCAAAGAUGGGUAUUACAUUACAUUUUCCGUUUAUUAUAGUACUGAUAACCUGACACCUGCAAAGUUAUAUAUGCAGGACCCAUCUCUCAUUCCCGGGAAUGGGAAUAAUCACUUAUUUAGAUUAAAGAAGCCUGAUCUGUAUGCAUGGGGGGAGUAAGUAGGUCCUAACUUUAUAGUACAUUAAAUGAUUCCACAUUCCAAUUACAAAAUAGUAACGCUUCCUUAAAAUAAAAAACUAUAAAUUAUGCUAUACUUACCCCUCUGUACAUAAUAAUCAUCCUUGUCUAAUUUAAUACAGGAGUCAUUAUCCCUAUACAUAUGUAUUUUAUUCUGGAUAAAAUAUUGCAGGUUAGGCUCACAGCUGAUUUAUGUUAAAAAACCUAUAUCUGAAGAGUAAACAGUUAAUGAUUUAAAAAGCAAAGCUACAAAUUGUUAAUUGAAUUUAAUUUAUAUUUUGGUUACACUAUUGGGAACAAAUACUAUUAUGAAAAGUUGUACAAAUAUUAAUAUGCGAGUAUAACUUGUAUUUGCUGAAUUAAAUGAUGAAUUUGAAAUGAUAUUCCAGUAACUUAAUAGUUAGAACCUAUAUUCCAAAAACAUCUUGUGUUGAAUUCCUAGUCAUUGCCUCUCAAGUGACUUGUUUACUGCUGGGACAGCACUUGCUUGAAGCACUAUCAGUGAAUCGGGGCCAGGGCUACAAGCACAGUUUCAUUUCUGGUCAUAUUUAGUUGGAAGCGACUGUGUGCCUGGAACCCUACACCCAACAUGUUUUAGUGAUUCCUGAACAUAUGACCACUGAAGCAAAAAAAAGUUUGUGAUCAACUAUAAAGCACUGUUGCAUCUUGCCAUCCCCAUUUGAGACUCCCUGCUCAGUUUUAUGACAAUCACCAUGAUAUAGCAUUUACAAUCAGCUCAAAACAUCUAAGUAAACCAGGUUCCUGUUCAGUAAUAAAUGAUGUUUAGAAAGUCUCUAGCAUUUAAAUGUUUUGGGACUACUCCUUUUCUCUAUUUUCAUAAACGACCUCCCUAAUAUCUGAUCUGACUGUCAAACACAACUAUAUGCCGAUGAUGCAGUGCUAUAUACGUCUAGUACUAACAAGUCUGAAAUUGAAAGAGCCCUUCAAUCAGAUCUUACUUCUGUUCAGAAAUGGCUAUUAUUUCACAAAUUAAUUUUAAAUAAAAAUAAAUCAUGCAGUAUGUUAUUUGGUACCAGACAAGGCCUUGGUAAUUCUGUAGAUCUGACUAUAUCAUUUAAUGAAGGAUCACCAUUAGAACAAGUAUUGAACUUCAAAUAUCUUGGUGUUUGGCUCGACCCAACGCUUUCAUUUACGCAGCGUAGUGAGACGAUUACUAAAAAACUCAGCUGUAAUCUAGCUAUUCUUUACCGCCAUAUAAAUUGUUUCACCUUUCAGAUGAGAAAAAUAAUUUUCUCUCAACUACUACUACCAAUGCUGGAUUAUGCUGAUAUUGUCUAUCAGACUACAUUUGAUACACAUCUUCAACCCCUUAAUGUAGUUUAUAAUAGUCUUUGCAGAUUUAUUUUAAGGUGUCCAUAUAUAACUCACCACUGUUCUAUGUACGAAACUAAACUGGUUAUCCCCCCACACGCGAAGAUGCUACCUCUGGUUCCAGUUCAUCUUUAAAUGCAUCCAUCUCAAUUACCCUUCUUAUUUAAAACAAGACCUAUUACCAUACACACCCUCAUAUUCACUAAGACAUAUUCAGCAAGCCUUCUUUUUCAUUCCAAGAACUAACAAAGAAAUUGGGAGACGUGCAUUUAAAUUCAAAGCUCCUUCUGACUGGAACACUCUGCCUAGUACCAUAAGAACUAUUAGCUCAUUUCGUCUUUUUAAAAAUACACUUUUACCCUUCCUUAUAAAACCAUGUACCUGUUUCUAGUAUUAGAGUCUUCGAGCUCCUUUAUCUAGCUUGCUCUGUGUGUGAUCAUUUGGCAUAACUAUUGUAUAUGCAUGCCCAUUACACUUAUGUAUUAUUGUAUUGCAUAGUGUAACAAGGUCUUAUAUUGUAUUAUGUUACAAUAUCAUGAAAUAAUAUAUCAUGUAAUAAUGUUGAUCGUAUGUAUUAACGUACGAUGUAUGAUAGGUAGUAUAUGGUAUUAUGCAUUAACAUUAUGCUGUAACACAUAACUUGUUAUUAUUGGAUAUGUAAAGCCAAUUAACAAUUGUUAUAAACUAUAACAAGUGGGGAUGGAGGGGUUUUGGGAUUGGUGUGUGGGUAGGUGGGUCAAUGAGAGCCUCUAUGUAUGUUAUGUCUUGUGCUGUAUGUUCUAUACUGGACCCCCUCGAAAACAAGAUGACUGUCCAUCUCAAGAGGUUAUCCAUGAAUAAACUUGUUUCAAGUAAA
Leucoraja erinaceus (little skate) is the source of this 4399-nucleotide messenger RNA. It is a transcript of the gene aptx, whose product is annotated as aprataxin. Gene Ontology annotation, biological process: double-strand break repair; single strand break repair. Gene Ontology annotation, cellular component: nucleus. The coding region runs from base 265 to 1326 and encodes 353 amino acids. The transcript is spliced from 8 exons. The record is from RefSeq and is a predicted model, not a curated record. Gene Ontology annotation, molecular function: protein binding; double-stranded RNA binding; single-strand break-containing DNA binding. NCBI's taxonomy places the organism in Eukaryota, Metazoa, Chordata, Chondrichthyes, Rajiformes, Rajidae.